AGAUUCUUCGCUUCAUAUUUCGAUUCCAAAAAUAAGAUUGAUUAAGAAUUCAGGAGUCUUCUUUUCCGCUUUCCUCGGUGCCGGCGAUUUACUUCCUCCACCAGUCCACCUCCUUGUGAAACUCGGAAGCCGAAACCCAGACCGCACCAACCCAUCUGAAUCUCCGUCGGCUGGGGAGAGUCCCCCCUGCCUCUUCCCUCUUUCCUCGCUCUCCUCUGGCGAACCCGAACUUUUCUUGAUCUUAGAUCUGAGGGUUGCAUAUCUGCUAAUCUGGCUUGUGGGUAAGCUAAUAUUCUUUCUGUUAUUCAUGGGGUUUUGGCGUGCGUGACUUGAAUGUCGUCCUGGUCAUUUAGACUGGCAAGGUGAAGGUUGUUCCUUAGUGCGAUUCCUGAAUUGGGUUACGCUCUAGUUCGAAUGUUUUCAUCUGGGCUCUCGAUUUUUUCCACUCUCGAUGAAGUUUUUUUCUCAAUAACUCUGUAGAAAGUAUGAUGUGUAUACUUGCUUUCCUUCUUUUUCUUCAUUAUGAAUUUUAUUUGCUAGUUGUUUGUUAGUCCUUACCUUCUGUUUUGGGUUAUCCCAAUAUUCUUUUGUUUUCUUCUCUGUCUUGAAUAAGCGAUGGUUUGCGAACCAACAGGAGCUUAGCAUUAUCAGGAGAUGGAUAUAACACAUGACUGUCUGCUGUUAUAACUGCUACUUGACAUUCCUCUCGGUUGUUAGUUGCGUUGCGGCUCUAGUUACUUUCACCAGUUUGUUAGUGUGUUAUACAUUCAUCCAAAAAGCCUGCAGAAAAUGUUGAUGUACUUUUGGCUUGCUGCUGCUGGUAGCAUAUCAGGGUCAUAAGAACAUAAACAAAUUUAUCUAUUCACACUAGCGGGAGGGGUAGCAUAAAAAACUUAAGGCAAUAAUUGUUUUUAGACAUCUUGUGAACAUUCCUUAACCUGAUUUCAUCUAUUUGUUGGAUUUUGCUACUGUGGGCCUUUACAUCUACAAUUAUGAUUUAUUAGUCUUGGCUCUUUUUGUUUAACAGCUUAGAGGAAACCUAUGCUGCAAAAUUUACUUGAUUGAUCUAGUGUUCUUGAACCAAUUAGUUGUUUGUGUUAUAAACUCCAAAAAUAUAGUAACUACUGUGUCAUGUAGCUAUAACCAAUGUGCAGAAUAGAAAAGUCGGGGAAGAAAGUCGACAGGGAAAUCUCAUUUGGACCUACAUCAGUUGGAUAUGCGUAGUGGUGGUAGAUUGUGGAGCAUUGAUUUGUUUAUUUUCUGAAGCCCUUUUAUUAAUAAAUUAGAGUUAUGCUAAUGGCUAACACAUCAAUAAUUAGCUAUUUGCUGCUCUGCUACUAUUUGCUGUUGGCUACAGUAGUACGAAAAAAUGAACUUCAAUCGAUGGUGGUGUAUAUGGCUAAUAGCAGCUGCAGGCUAUAAUGUCAUCCAAGCAUAAAUGUAGUUUGGAUGAUAGUAUUAUUAUGAGUGAUUUGGUUGGUGGUUGGACAUUGAAGUAUUUGAGAUCACUAGUGAUGUGUUUAAUGAUGGUUGAACAAUUAUGUACAUUUUAUAUGUAAUUUUAUUUUUAUGUGAUUUUGAUAUUCUUAGACGUAAUAUGGUUGUUUUGGAAUUAAUUUAGAUUUUUAAGAUUUAGUUUUGAAUUUUUAUAAGUUAAUUUGGGUUUUUUAGUUGCAAGUGGUUUUUGGAAUUAAUUUUUAAUUUUCUUUAAUUUAUCCGAAUUAUAUGGAAUUAAUAUGUAUUGUUUUAUAUUAGUUUGUACUUUUUGAUGUAGUUUGAAUAUUCUCACAAUCACAAAGCUUGUCUCUUUGCAGAUUUGCUAGAGUGGUAGUCUCGAGUUAGGCUAUUUGUUACUGUACUGUGUGCAUGUUAUGUAUUUUCUGAGAAUGCCCGGCCAUCUUUGACAGUAGCAUUCUGCAUAAACUGCUUUCACAAAAACAGCAUUGUUUUUUUUCGAGAAAAUCUUGACCAAUUUGGUCAAGAUAUAUUGCAAUAAAAGGGAUAACAAUUACUGGAAACAAUGGGUUUACUCGCUGGCCCGCCCCGGCCAUGAUGGGUUAGACAGGGCCUUACAGGAAAUAGGGCAGAGUCAGUUAGACGCUAUGGAUCUGUAGGGUCGGGUUUGACGCUGACCCUGAACAUACACCACCUACCAGACCCAGUUUCAGGACUAAAUUGGAUUGGAUCUAGUGGUUUCAUUCAUUCUGUAUAUUGGUUCUGGUUUUCGCAGCAAUCGCAUUUCGCUUUCUGCUAUCGUCAUCCAGCUCUUGAUUGAUUGCUUGAAUUGGAAUUCGUGCGCAGACGAGAUAUUUUAAGUAACCACUCAACUCAACAAAUUCAAUUUAGCUAGUGUCGUCUCUCUCUGAUUGAUUGAGAUGGCGUUGUAGUCUUGGGAAUUCGCUGCUCCUUCAGCCGCAGGCCAUCCAUCGUUGGAUGUGCUCAGCCUCCUCAGAGCUUCCCCUCUUCCUUGGUUGUUUGUUAAAUCCCAACAGCGCCUGAGGAUGUCGCAUUAUCACGCCGUCCAGCGGUUGCUGUCAGUGUUCGAAAGCCAGGCAUCCGGCGGAGGACAGUCCAUCCUUGACUCCAUAAAAAUUGCCGUACUCCCCAUAGCCAAAGUCUUUACGAUGUGCUUCUUGGGAUUUCUCAUGGCCUCCAAGUACGUCAACAUCUUGCCCGCUUCUGGAAGGAAACUCUUGAACGGGUUGGUCUUCUCGCUUUUGCUACCCUGUUUAAUCUUCUCACAGCUUGGCCAGGCUGUCACUCUCCAGAAAAUGCUAGAGUGGUGGUUUAUUCCCGUGAAUGUUGUCCUGGGCAGCAUCUCGGGAUCAAUCAUUGGAUUCAUUGUUGCAUCCAUUGUGCGACCUCCUUACCCAUUCUUCAAGUUCACAAUCGUACAUAUUGGAAUUGGGAACAUCGGCAAUGUGCCUCUUGUCCUGAUUGCUGCUUUAUGUAGAGAUGCAUCUAACCCUUUUGGCGACUCGGAAAAAUGUAGCACAGAUGGAACUGCUUAUAUUUCAUUUGGCCAGUGGGUUGGUGCUAUCAUCCUUUACACAUAUGUAUUCAAUAUGUUGGCGCCUCCUCCUGAAGGUACCUUUGAUAUUGAAGAUGGAAAUGUUCCAAUCAAGAGUCCUCUAAAAGAUGCACCAUCCGAGCAGCUUCCCUUACUAAGCCAUGAAAAUGUGUUUAAAGAGUCGGGGGCUUCAAAGAAGGAAAAGAUUAUGGAAUUUCUAGUUCUACUAUACGAUAAGCUCAAGCUCAAGCAAAUCCUUCAACCCCCAAUAAUUGCUUCAAUAUUAGCCAUGUUUCUUGGUGCAAUACCAUUUCUUAAACGACUGAUUUUCACAAGUGAUGCCCCACUGUUCUUUUUUACCGACAGCUGCAUCAUUCUUGGGGAAGCUAUGAUUCCGUGCAUAUUGUUGGCUUUAGGUGGCAAUCUCGUGGAGGGACCAGGUAGCUCUAAGCUCGGUCUACGGACAACUGCUGCUAUUAUUUUUGGUCGGUUGGUUUUGGUACCCCCGGCUGGCCUUGGAAUAGUUACAUUGGCUGAUAAGCUGGGGUUUCUCCCUGCUGGUGAUAAGAUGUUCCGGUUUGUUUUACUUCUUCAACACACAAUGCCAACGUCGGUCCUAUCUGGUGCGGUUGCCAGUCUAAGGGGUUGCGGAAAGGACGCUGCUGCUGUAUUGUUCUGGGUUCAUAUUUUUGCCGUCUUCUCAAUGGCAGGGUGGAUAGUUCUCUAUCUCCACCUCCUUUUCUAAGAAGACGGGCGAAAUUUCAUUCACUCCACCCUGCACUCUGCUGUUUUACUGAGGCGAUCAGUGGGAAGUAGCAUCAUGUUGAUAGAUAGGGGUGGUGGUAAAGUAUCGAUUGAAACCUUGUGUAAUUUGUAGUCUGUAAUUAAAAUGAUUACUCGCAUGAUCUUACUUUUCUCCUUUCACAUCACAACUCUGAAGUGUUGAUUGCUACCGCUGAAGUCCCUUCUCAUAAGACUUUUGGAGUCCUUUUCAACCUACUAGUCUUGCCUGAUUCAGCACCUGAUUCAGCUGCAGGAAGUUGAAAAUAAUAAAAAACUAGCUUAUUACCCGGCCCGUUGGCUGAAUUACUGUAUGUUACCCACUUGUGGAAUGGGAGAGAAAGCAAGUGAGAGUGAAGGGAUUGGGAUUCCACUUGAUUAGGACCGAUCCACUAAUCCAAUUCUUCCCGACCCGCCUCAACCUACAGGGUCAGAAAGAGUCAAU
Messenger RNA from Linum tenue, 4235 nucleotides. The record is from the annotation of a GenBank genome assembly. Lineage: Eukaryota; Viridiplantae; Streptophyta; Magnoliopsida; Malpighiales; Linaceae.